Molecule: messenger RNA, 2532 nt
Organism: Auxenochlorella protothecoides
Lineage: Eukaryota; Viridiplantae; Chlorophyta; Trebouxiophyceae; Chlorellales; Chlorellaceae
Product: Importin-7
Exons: 13
Biological process (GO): protein import into nucleus
Cellular component (GO): nuclear envelope; cytosol
Source: RefSeq, a predicted model, not a curated record
GACCAGGCGAGGCUGGAUGGCGCGCUGAGCAUGCUGCGCCUCAUCGCCAGGAAGUACGAGUUCAAGGACGAUGUGGACCGCCUGCCGCUGGUCCAGAUGUCUCUGCUCUCCAGCGACAGCGCGUCCCUGGAGCUGGCGGAGCUGCUCAAGCUCAUAUGCAAGGUGUACUGGUCCUCCACGUACAUGGAGAUCCCGGAGCUCAUGACACACCCUGACGCUAUCAGGGCGUGGAUGUCCUGCUUCCAGACCCUCAUCAUGCGGCCCCUCCCCCUGGACCAAAUGCCGAGCGACCCCGACUCUCGGGACGCAUGGCAGUGGUGGAAGACGAAGAAGUGGGCCCUGCACAUUGCCUACCGCAUGUUCAACAGGUAUGGAACCCCCGACAUGUGCACAGAGGCGGGCGACGUGGCGUUCGCCACCGUGUUCCGCCGCGACUGGGCGCUGCCCCUCCUCCGCGCCUGCCUGCACGAGCUCAGCGGCGUGGCAGCGGGGCAAUACAUCGCGGGCCGCGUGUGCAACAUGGUUCUGCAGUACCUGACCCAGGCCCUGGCCUUCUCCCACACCUGGAAGGAGCUGAAGGUCACCCUGCCCAGCCUGCUCCCCAGCGUGAUCUUCCCCAUGCUGUGUUUCUCCGAGUCGGAUGCCGAGCUCUGGCAGGAGAACCCCCACGAGUACAUCCGCAAGGGGUACGAUAUCAUCGAGGACCUGCACUCCACCAAGACUGCGGCCAUGAACUUCCUGCUGGAGCUCUGCAAGUCCCGGCCAAAGGGCAACCUGGAUGCCCUCGUCCAGGUGCUGAAGCAGAAGGCGCGGUACGCCGCCUCGCUGGAGCCCAUGCUGCUGCAGCACGUCGUCCCCCUGUUUGACUCGCCGCAUGGCCACCUGCGCGCCAAGGCCUGCUGGCUGGCCGGCGCCUUUGCUGACAUCAGCUUCCAGGAUGGCCAGGGCAAGGGCCCGACCUUCACAGCGCUGCUGCACCGCUGCGUCAGGAGCAUCGCGGACCCGGAGCUCCCCGUGCGCAUCGACGCCUCGGUGGCGGUCCGCGCCUUCCUCGAGGCUGUGGAAAUGGAGGACCUGCCCCUGUUCAAGGACCUGAUCGACAACGAGGACCUGACCUUCUCGCUGGAGACGGUGGUGGAGCGGUUCAGCGACGAGAUGGCGCCCUACGCGCUGGGCCUGACCACCCACCUCACCCAGCAGUUCUGGCGCAUCGUGUCGGAGGAGGACGCCGCGGGGGCCGGGGAGGAGGAGGACGACGAGGGCGCACUGGCGGCCUACGGCGUGCUGCGCACGCUGUCCACCAUCCUGGACUCGGUGUCCGGCGUGCCGGAGCUGUACCCGCAGCUGGAGGAGCUGGUGUUCCCCGUCCUGCACCGCUACACCUCCACCGACGGCCAGGACGUGUUUGAGGAGAUCAUGCAGAUCAUUACCUACCUCACCUUCUACGGCAAGGCCAUCAGCCCGCGCAUGUGGAGCCUGUACCCAAGAAUGCUCGAGUGCCUGAACGAAUGGGCAAUAGACUAUUUUGAGGAGGUGCUGAUGCCGCUGGACAACUACAUCUCCCAGGACACCGAGACCUUCCUGAACACGCGUGACCCCGACCUGCUGGCCCUGACCAACCAGACGCUGGAGAAGGUGCUGGCCGGGGAUGGGUACCCCGUGGACCAGGUGGUCUGCGCCCCGCGGCUCAUGGGCGUGGUGCUGCAGACGUGCCGCGGGCGGGUGGACACCUGCGUCGCGCCCUACCUGGGCCUGAUCCUGCGUCGCCUGGCGCGUGGCGACGCUGACGAGGACCUGCACUCCGCGCUCCUGGUGGCCGCCGCCGAUGCGCUGUACUACUCGCCGGCGCUCGCGCUGCGCGCGCUGGCGGCCCAGCCCGGCGCCCUGGCCGCACUGUUCGGCGCACUGGGCAAGGCGGUGGCGGCCACGCGCGCCGGCGGGCGCAUGGCGGCCUUCCCCUCGCGCCGCGACAAGAAGCUGCUGGCUCUGGGCCUGACCGCGGUGCUGUCCACGCCCGAGGCCGACACGCCGCCGGAGAUUGCGUCGGCCGUCGGGCAGCUGGCCGCCGCGGUGGUGCGCCUGCUGCUGGCCGUCAAGCGGCAGGAGGAGGAGGCGGCGGGAGGGGGGGGCGCGCGGGAGCGGGAGGGCGAGGACGCCGGCGCGGCGCGCGCCUCGGGCGACGAGGCCGACAGCGAGGGCGCCGACGGCGACGAGGCAAACACCGACAGCGACGACGACCGCGUCGGGCGGUAUGGCGCGACGCGGGGCGACUCGGACGUGUCAGACUCCGAGGAGGAUUGGUGGAGCGACGGGGAGGCGGAGGUGUCCAGCCCCGUGGACGCCGUGGACCCCUUCAUCUACUUUGGGGAGGUGCUGGGCGCGCUGGGCACCAGCCAGCCGCAGCGCGUCGCGGCCAUCCAGGCCACCAUGGACGAGGGCACGCGCGCCGCGAUCCAGGGCAUGACGGCCUACGCGGCCCAGCUGCAGCAGGAGAAGCUAGAGGCUGCGGCUGCUGCGGCUGCAGCACAUUGA